Molecule: messenger RNA, 3522 nt
Organism: Mytilus trossulus (common blue mussel)
Lineage: Eukaryota; Metazoa; Mollusca; Bivalvia; Mytilida; Mytilidae
Product: eukaryotic translation initiation factor 4H-like
Exons: 8
Coding region: 82-1002 (306 amino acids)
Molecular function (GO): RNA binding
Source: RefSeq, a predicted model, not a curated record
ACGACGUUGAACAUAUUGUAUGAUGUGAUUGCAUCGCAAAUCACUACUUAUUGACCGGAACAUCCGGUUUUCUAAACCAAUAUGGCCGAUUACGGUGAAGACAAUAAUUUUCAAUCUGGAGAUAGAUUCAGAAGUGAUAAUUACGACAACUACAAUAGUGGAGGAGGUGGUCAAAACAGAGGAUAUCGAGGUGGUGGCGGAGGGGGUAGAGGUGGUGGGGGUGGCGGUGGUGGACAGAAGCCUCUACCCACUGAACCCCCUUUCACAGCAUAUGUUGGUAAUCUACCCAAUGGAUUAGUGCAGGGAGAUUUAGAAUUAAUAUUUAAAGAUUUACGAGUUAGAAGUGUACGGCUUGUAAGAGACAGAGAUACAGAUAAAUUUAAAGGCUUUGCUUAUGUAGAAUUUGAAGAUUUAGAUUCAUUGAAAGAAGCUCUCACCUAUCAUGGUGCAUUAUUUGAAGACAGAAAUCUGAGAGUUGAUAUUGCAGAAAGUAGAGAUCGAGGGAAAGAUAGGGGCAGAGGUCGUGGAGGUCAAGGAGGUUUCCGUGGAGGUAAUAGAGGAGGAGGAAGGGGUGGACGAGGGGGCAUGGAUGGAGGAGGUGGAUGGAAUGACAGGGGUAAUGAUGAUGGACAAUUUGGUGAUCGGCGAGGAGGUCGAGGAGGGGGUUACAGAGACCGAGGAGGAUUUGAUGGUGGCAGUAGAGGAGGAGGAGGAGGAGGGUACGAUCGUGGAGGUGGUGGAUCUUUUGGAGGUGGUGGCAGAUCAAGACAAGACCGUCCACCUAUGCGGGAAGAGGAAUUUCGUGAACCAUCUCCAGAAUCUGCAGCAGCAAGGCCUAAACUAAAACUGAAGCCAAGAACAGUAGCGGCUCCAGUACUACAGAAGAGUGAAGCUGAACGUAACACUAGUAUAUUUGGUACUGGUAAACCACGUGAAGCAGCUGCAGAUGCUGAAAGUAAAACUAGAAGUAGAAACGUUAGUGAAGGAAGUAAUCAAGAAUAGCUGUGUAAAUACUUAUGUGUCGAGAAACUCAAACGUGCUCCAUUGUCUCACUAUUCUCAAGAUGUCCAUGUGGCCAGCGCUUACCAAGAAUUACAUGAAUUAUGACCAACACGGAGAUUUUCAGAUUGUUACUGAUGUUAAUAAACAUAUAUUUUUCUACCCAACUUUUAUUUCCAAUGAAAUUGUUUUUUUCUAACCUUGUUUGAAAUUAGGCCAUUUGUUCCUUAAGCAUACUUUUAUAGCUUUUUAUCAGAAGAGUUGGGAGUCUUGAUGAUGAUCUUUUAAUUGCAAUGUAUGUUAGUUAGAUAGGAAAUAGACAUUUUGUUAUGGUUGUGUUUAAAACAGUUAGUCAAUUUAGUGAAUUUAAAUUCUAUCAAACAAGAAUACUUCUUAGUAGUUAACAGAUGUAGGGAAAUUUGAAUAUUCAAAAUAAAAUUUUCUUUUACCCGUAUGCCAUAACGGUCACUGUUGUAUCUAUUCAUCCCUCAAGAUUUUUAUGUCUGCUUUUUUUAAGCUCAUGAAUCAAUUUGAAUGUAUGCUAAUGCUUUAUAUCUGUUAAGAUUUAUCCAUAUAAGACUUCCUGUUCAAGUCAAAUGGUGAUUAAGUUCGUCUUUUUUUCAAUGAAAUUUAUAAAUAGAAUCAUACAUAAACAUGUUUUUAAGUAAUUCGUUUAUAAAUUUUCUCAGGAUGAUUUUUUUGAAAAUCAGGAUAACAGAUUUUAAUUCUAUUUUCUUUUGCAAUUCAGUUUUCCAUAUUAAAAAUAUUAGAAAUUCUAAAGAAAAGCGCUCCAUUCCUUUGCAUUUAUUCAAAAACCAUCUCAUUACAAAAGAUAAAAAACUAUAUCUUAAUCAUUUAUAUGGAUGAGUAAUUGAUACAUUUAUUUAUUGUUUAGAUGAUAAAUUUUGAAGAUAAUAUAGAAAGACCCAUAAAUAUCAUGGCAUGUAAAUUUUUUCAUAUAUAACAAGUGCUUGGUGUUUGUUGACAAGAUUUUGUAUAUAUAUAUUGUUACAAUUAAGUGACUAUUAUAUUGUGAGUAAGGGCUGUUUGUUUGAGAAGAAUAUAUAUCAUUACAUAUUAUGUGUUAGUGAUGUGUUCUUUGUUCUUGGCUUUUGUUUUUUUAGUCCUUGGUUGCUUUUCAGACAUUUAUUAUUUAAACUGCAAACAUUCAGCUGUCUAACUCAAAUUAUGUACAUUAUAUAAGUUACCAUUUAUGCGUUAACCAAUUUCUUGGUCAUGUUGUUAAAUAAUUAUAUAUUUUCUCCAGUGCUAUUGAAAUACAUUGUGAGGUGCUGAAAUUAGUAUUUGUUUGGUCAAAAACAUACGAUUCAGGUGACUCUACAAUAGAAAUGCCUUUAUUUACCUCGGCAAUGUUAAAUUCAACACCUAAAACAGUUUGAAUGCUCUAGAGAAAUGUUAAAAUUAAUUGAACAACUGGCCAAAAAAUUGGUUAGUAUGUAAAUGGUUCUUGGUGUUAUACAUUUAGUGCUGCUAUUCUUUGCAUAAAUACACACACACAUUGUUUGAACAUUGAGGUUUUAUAAGUGAAGGACUAAGUAAUAUUGAAGUGGGCAUUUUCCUAUUGUAUUACAUAAAAUUGUGAAAUACAAUUAAAAUGAAGACUUGUUUUAUAUAACAUGGAAUUUUUGGAGCAAAUAUUUUAUUAAAUUUCAAUCUUAAAUAUAAUUUCAUACUUUUGUUUUAUUGACAUUGAAGUAAAAAAACUAGAGAAACUCGAAAAUUUGAAUAAAAAUAUAUGUGUGAUGUUUGUCAAUGAGACAACAACCAAACAAUACAAAAAAACCCAUAAAAAUAUUGAGGGGAUUGUUCAGAAACCAGAUGCAUCAUUGAAAUAAAACCAGGUCGAUGUAAAUUGUUAUUUUUAAUACAGUAUUCACACUGUCUAUUUAUUUGAGACAGUUUGAUGAGUUUCCACGAAAAGUAUAAAGAUAGAAAUAUGAUCCUAGUUUCAAAUUUUAAAAUAAAAAAAGGUCUUCAAUGUUGAUGUCGAAAGAACAGCAAAUCCUCUGUUUGAGAAAUUUCUUUGAUAAUUGGCCAACGUCAUUUUCAGGCUGGGGGCAGGGGAAGGAAUUUGUGAGGUUAUAUCACAUUACAUCUAGUCAGAGGGGUGUCUCUGUUAUUAUAAAAGAUUACACUUCAUUUAAUUUUUUUAUUAUUUUUUAUAAUUUUUAUUUUACUACAAUAUUACAGCAUAUGAUAUGCCCUUACUUUCUUAAAAAAAGAUAAUGUUCGUUAAAAAUUGCUGAAGUAUCAAAAGUAUUAAGGUUCCUUCCUUGUUGAACUAAGUUGUUUGUUGACAUUUAAAUGUGUAGGAAAUAUUGCAUACAUUCAUGACAAGAUGAGGGUGGAUACGACAAGCUUUGUUAGUAGGUUUGAUUAUCGCUGUUGAUAUUAGCUGGUUUAUCCCUCAUUGUGUACAUAAUAAAUGUGUUCAAAUGUACAUGAAUUGUAUAUGCUGUACAGAUUGCACUGUACAAAUAAUAAUAAAUUUGUAACAUAUCA